AAGCCCUUUUUCGUCAUUAAAAUCAUCUCCCCAACCCCCUCUAUUACCCAUCAACUCGCCUCUUUCUGCGCUGCGCCUGUCUUCCUCACUCUCCCAACUUACACUACUUCUAAAAUGGACGCCUCUCGCCACAACUACGGCGGCAGCGACCAGAGACCCACCAGACAAGCCCCCACGUCACAGGCCCAGCCCCAGUCCGUUAAAUACAGGCCGCCGCACCUCAGGAACCAGGGCACUGCCUCCGGCCCUGGGCUGCAUUCCCCAUCAGUUCAGCGACAGGGCGUGGGGCCCUCCAGUGAAGUGUGUUCCACCUGGAGAUCACGGGACCCGCCGUCUGCUCCUCCUGCUCACAGGACCUCUCAACUUCCGUCAAGUCCUGGCAACUUUGGUGUUGAAUUGUUGAAAAUUUCAGGACAACAGGCAAAAGCAUGUGAUCCGAAAAAUAUCAAAAACAGAACUUUGCCUGUCACGCGGCCUGGUCGCCUGACACUUGAGGGAAAGUCAAUCAACCUCCUAGUAAAUCAUUUUCUAGUCAGGUUCAAUCCAAGGCUCACCAUAUUUCAUUAUAGUGUGGAUAUUAAACAAGUUAUAUCUCAUGGAAAAAGACCAGUAAAAAAGUAUAGAAACAAGGCUGACCUACGUUUGAUAAAAGACAAACUAUUCCUCGAUGAUCCAGCCCGAUUUCCACCGAACCGAACUGCUUAUGACGGUGAAAAGAACCUUUACAGUGUGGUGUUACUGCCCACUGGUCAAUUCAGGGUGGAGCUAUCGGAUAAUGAAGAUUUGCUGACUCGCACAUAUGUUGUUUCAAUCAAGCUAAUAAAUGACCUAAAGCUUUCCAAGCUGGAAGACUAUUUAAGUGGAAAGGUCGCACAUGUGCCCCGUGAUAUACUGCAAGGGAUGGAUGUGGUGAUGAAGGAGAAUCCUUCCAGAUAUAGGAUCGCUGUUGAUCGGCACUUUUACCCUUCCAGUUUCAAAGCAGAAGAUGAUCUUAAGCAUGGCAUUGCAGCAUACAGAGGUUUCCAAUCAUCUUUACGGCCUACAUCCCAGGGUCUUGCCUUGUGCUUGGACUGCUCAGUUUUGGCAUUUCGCAAGCCUUUGGCAGUUAUAGAGUUCCUUAAGGAGCACAUUCCCGAAUUUGAUGGAGCACAUCUCGAUUUCAAUUUGAGGCGAAAAGUUACAAAUGCAUUGAAGGGACUGGCAGUUAGAGUAACUCAUCGUGUUACCAAACAACUGUUCACUAUAGCAGGGUUGACUGCAAAAAGCACCAGUGACCUGUGGUUUGAUUUUGUUGAUCCAAAAGGAAGGGAUCCAAUCGUCAAAGUCAGUUUAGUGCAAUAUUUCAGGGAGAAGUAUGGCAAGAACAUUGCAUACCAGGGCAUCCCUUGCUUGAUUCUUGGCAGAAAUAACCGCACAAACCAUGUUCCAAUGGAAUUUUGUAUCUUGACUGAGGGCCAAAGAUACAGAAAAGAGCUUUUGGAUGAAGUUGCACAGGAGAAAUUUGAAGAAAAAUGCCUGGCUUGGCCACCAGAAAGGAGAAAAACAAUCAGCGAGAUGAUGCAAGCUCAUGAUGGACCUUCUGGAGAUGCUACUCAAAAUUUUGGACUUCGAAUUGACAAGGACAUGUCAUCCGUUGAAGGUCGAGUUAUAGGUCCACCUGUCCUGAAAUUAGGUGCUCCUGAUGGUAGUCUUGAUAUUGUAAGAGUGGAAAAUGAGAAAUGCCAGUGGAACUUAGCCGAAAACUCUGUUGUGGAGGGAAAACAAAUUGAUAGAUGGGCCUUAAUUGAAUUUAGCUCUUCUGUUUCUUUGAAGCUUAAAGCGAAAGACUUCAUUAAGAAUCUAAGAAAUCGAUCCAGGAGCUUAGGGAUCUGCAUGGAGGAGCCUUUGGUUUGCCAUUUCACUAGCAUGCGGGAGUUCUCUUCAGUUAGCAGGCUGGAAGAACUUCUCAGAAGUGUUAUUCAGGAAGCUAGGAGAAAAAGUUGGAAUACAUUACAAAUAAUGAUUUGUGUGAUGGCAGAAAAGCAUCAUGGCUACAAGUAUCUUAAAUGGGUAUCUGAAACACGUAUUGGGGUAGUAACUCAGUGUUGUUUAUCCAUUCAUGCAAACAGAGGAGACAACCAGUUUCUUGGGAACCUGUGCCUCAAGAUUAAUGCAAAGCUUGGAGGAAGUAAUGUGGAGCUUACUCAAGGCCUUCCUCAUUUUGAGGAGGAUGAUCAUGUUAUGUUCAUUGGAGCUGAUGUUAAUCAUCCAGUCUCAAAGAAAUCAACAACUCCAUCUAUAGCUGCUGUUGUUUCCACGGUUAACUGGCCUGCCGUGAAUAAGUAUGCUGCGAGAGUUUGCCCUCAAGACCACAGAACUGAAAAGAUUCUGGAAUUUGGGUCCAUGUGUCGGGAUCUUAUCAACAAUUAUUUUCAGCUCAACAAGGUUAAACCAAAUAAAAUUGUGGUUUUCCGUGAUGGUGUCAGUGAGGGACAAUUUGAUAUGGUACUCAACGAAGAGGUAUCUGACUUGAAGAAUGCCAUUUGUGAUGAUAGUUACCAGCCAACAAUCACUCUUAUUGUGGCUCAGAAGAGACACCAGACCCGGCUCUUUCUUGAGAAUGCGGGGGAUGGGAGCCCUACCGGAAAUGUUCCUCCAGGAACUGUUGUAGAUACAAAGAUUGUUCAUCCAUUUGAGUUUGAUUUUUAUCUCUGCAGUCACUAUGGACGCAUUGGGACAAGCAAGGCAGUGCAUUACAUAGUACUUUGGGAUGAAAAUUCUUUCAUGUCUGACCAGCUACAAAAGCUUAUAUAUAAUCUAUGUUUCACAUUUGCCCGAAGUACAAGACCUGUUUCAUUGGUCCCGCCAGUUUACUACGCCGACCUGGUAGCUUACAGGGGGCGCAUUUUUCAAGAAGUAGCGAAGGAGUUCCAGUCUCGUUCAGUGCCCUCAUCUAUGCGUUCAUCAUCAUCCACAUCUAAUUUUACUACAUUUGAUCGAAGUUUCUAUAACCUUCAUCCAGAUCUGCAAAACAUCAUGUUUUUCAUUUGAGGAAAGCUUCCGGUUUUUACAGUGAUGAAGUAACUACGGACGUGGCCGACGACUAGAACCGCGCAACAACCAGAAUCAAGGUGGCAGAAGACCUGGGCCUUCACUGCACCGCGGCUCUCCCCGUCAGCCGCAGGGGGUCAGUUGGAAUCAGGUUCGGGGAAACCAUCCCCCGCCUCAGCAGCUGUCCAACUACAGACCUCUGCAGACGUCACCACCCCAACAGCUGCAUCAGUUUGCUGGAAGAGGAGUUUGGACUGGGAGGCCGCGGGGCUCGUCUCCUCCUUCAC
Sesamum indicum (sesame) is the source of this 3317-nucleotide messenger RNA. It is a transcript of the gene AGO2, whose product is annotated as Argonaute family protein. Gene Ontology annotation, molecular function: RNA binding; protein binding. The record is from RefSeq and is a predicted model, not a curated record. NCBI's taxonomy places the organism in Eukaryota, Viridiplantae, Streptophyta, Magnoliopsida, Lamiales, Pedaliaceae.